Haliotis rufescens (red abalone) is the source of this 1787-nucleotide messenger RNA. Its product is annotated as LIM/homeobox protein Awh-like. The transcript has a single exon. The coding region runs from base 631 to 1410 and encodes 259 amino acids. Gene Ontology annotation, molecular function: DNA-binding transcription factor activity, RNA polymerase II-specific; RNA polymerase II transcription regulatory region sequence-specific DNA binding. Gene Ontology annotation, biological process: regulation of transcription by RNA polymerase II; neuron differentiation. Gene Ontology annotation, cellular component: nucleus. NCBI's taxonomy places the organism in Eukaryota, Metazoa, Mollusca, Gastropoda, Lepetellida, Haliotidae. The record is from RefSeq and is a predicted model, not a curated record.
GUCAAAGAACGCUAUGCUGAAAAUGUUGUACUUGUAUUUCAGACGUUAGUUUAAAACUCGACUCAUGUUUUGACAGUUCCGCGUGUGUGGAAGAACCCUCACCCCGAGGUACACGUGGGGUGGGGGGAGGGGAUCGGCGUCUGACCUGGCGUUGUCGCUGGGGCCCAUUAUGAUGCACGCGCUGUAUGCCGGCAGCAGGGUAGGCAGAGUGUGUCGGGCUUUGAACAAAGCGAGGCAGGGUUAGAUCAGCGCUCGGACACGGUUCACCUGGUUCUUUGUGUCCAGCGCUCUUCUCGCUUUCAACCAAUCACAGCGCACUGAAUAAUUGAUACACGGCGCUGAUUGGAUGAAAUCCGUAGUGGGCUUGCGAUGUGAGUUGCGAAUCUACUGUGUUCUGCGAGGGAACAACAUAGAGAUUUUCCAAGCGUAUUGAUAAUAGAAGCCCGUGUGGGAUCGAGCCAGUUGAGAGACGACCAUUGUCAGCUUCAGUCUGAGAGCUUGUGUGUGAGACCCGACUUAAGGGAGCGGCUGAGCCAGUGUUUCACUCAGUCCUUUCUGUAGGGGUUAGCAGCUUGCAACCGAAAUCUUUCUGUAUUUUGACAGUUCCCGACGUAUUUUCACAAAAUCAAUAUGUCAGAUACAGACAUGGAACUGUUGACUCCAAGUCCCUUCAACCGCUACUGCGAGUACGGUUUCCGUGAAGACAGCAUGGACAGCCUGCCCUCGACGUCCGACACCAGCAGCAACGCUUUGUCCUGCUAUCGUUGCGGGGGCGACAUCAUGGAUCAUAUCUACCUCCGAGUGCGCGGGCAUGCGUGGCACGUGCAGUGUCUCCAGUGCUGCGUUUGUUUGACGUCACUAGCAGAGCAGACGUCGUGUUUCAUCGACAACGACGACGUCUACUGCCGUGAUGACUACGUCAGAGAGUGCGCGUCGUCGUGUGAGAAGUGCCAUGAACCUGUGAUGCCGGACGAUUGGGUCCGUCGAUCGCAUGGAUGUGUUUACCACAUGGAAUGUCUGUCGUGUGAUCUGUGUCAGCAUCAGUUCGCUACAGGAGAGGAGUUCUUAAUUCACGGAAGUAAACUGAAGUGCAAGACACACAUCAGAGAGCUAUUUAACGGCAACGUGGGUGGUAUAAAGGUGGUUUCGUCUCCUUUCAACGGGACGUCGUCUCCAGGAGAUAUAGACGGUGACAAGUCAAAACGUCCAAGGACCGUGUUCACGGAGGAACAGACCGGACUAUUAACAAAACUAUUCCAGGAAAACAACAGCCCUAGCACAAAGGAGUUGGAAAAUAUCGCCAUCCUGGCUGGGCUAAGUAAGAAGGUAACUCAAGUGUGGUUCCAGAACGCGCGCGCGAAGAAAAAGAAAACGAUGUACAAACACAGUCUGAAACUGGCCGAGCUCUGACGGGAGGAACGUAAGCCUCCCCCACCCCUCCGUCUCCCCCUCCCCCUCCCCCUCCCCCACUGCCUGGCUAGAGUUGAGGUUGUCCAGGCUUCCCUCCCGAUGUGCAGUACAAGCCAGCUGUAUUCCGACAUCUUAACCCCAAGUGAAGUGCAUUUUGCGCUCCACGAACUAGCAAUGGUGAACUGCGCGUUGAGAACUUAGCAGGUCACGGUGACCCGUCAGUGUCGAAUGGUGCUCUCUACGUGAAUAACCGAGAUGUUACGAGACUUGUUAUACCAUUUACUAAUCAAAACCUACGAAGUCAGCAUUUAGUGAUAUGAAUUAUUUUAUAUGUAUAUACAGCAGUAUUUUAAUAAUAUACGACAUUCGUGAAAAGC